This is a messenger RNA of Geodia barretti, 2238 nucleotides long. Lineage: Eukaryota; Metazoa; Porifera; Demospongiae; Tetractinellida; Geodiidae. The record is from the annotation of a GenBank genome assembly.
AUGGCGACGGAGGAAGACGAGAUCCAGCUGGUGGAUCGGGCGGGCGGCGCGGAGGAAGACGCGGGGAUCUUCGACCGAGACGAGGACCCGCCGCCGUGCCUGAGGAUAGACUACGGCGGCGGGGAGGAGGAGGAGGAGGAGCCGCGAAAACUCCGUUCGUCUCGGAGCAAACGUUGGUACUGGUGGACCACCCUUUUUAUUCUCACGAUAAUGAUGAUCUUACUCAUCGCCGUCCCACUCGGCAUCUGGUCAGACAAACGAAAGGAGACCUGCUUCGACUAUGAAAGCGACGACGAGUCUUCUGAAGAGUACCCGUUUCUAUUUCUCCCCAACAAAGGACAGUUCUUUCUCUGCGAGAAGGGGAAAACAAAGCUAAAGGGUUCCUUGGCGCAGCACCACAGCUACAUAAAGGAAGAACGUGUCGAUGUCUACGUAUACACUGCUGAUACGGUGCUCAACAUCACAAGGAUGAACGAAAACUGUCUCCAGAUGGAAUGGAGCGGUAUAUCGUCGUCCGGCGAACCCCUAGUUGAUUGCUUUGUGAUGAAAACAAACGAUGAAAGUGUGAAGGAACUGAAAGACAUCGAGUGGUUUGGAGCCCACGAGCUCUUCACCCAAACGUGGCCACUCGGCGACAUGAACAUCAACAUGACGCCGUUUCUUCCUCACGACUACCUCUCGUCUUCCGCCUACCAGUCACGAGAGGUCUUUGGUUCCGUACUACACCCACUGUGGUUGGCAUCAAAUGGAGUAGGGAUUCUUGUAGAUCAGGACACUCCACUCAGCGUCAGUAUACACCAGGGGGGCGGAGAGGGAGAAAUAUGCCUCCAAGCUGUCCCCUACGCACUCGAAUGCAUCCCAAGCUCUUUCGAGCUGACUCAUCUCCACUACACGGUGUGUGCCCACGAGUCGAUUGCUACGUCGGCCAAGCAUUUCUUGAGCAAUCACAUCCUCCACCCAAGAGACGUACCUGCGAGAGAAACGUUUAAAGAUCCAAUUUGGUCCACGUGGGGUGCCUUCAAAACCAACAUUGACGAUGAAACUGUUCGGGGCUAUCUCUCUGAAAUAACAAACCGCGGAUUCGGCAUUAGUCAACUGGAGUUGGACGAUGGGUAUGGGGGCAGUGGUAGUGCCUAUGGAAACCUCUCCAUGGCGAUAGACACAAAGGCUCUGUUCCGUGAGUUUGGCGUGCCUCUAACGGCUUGGGUUCACCCCUUCAUUAAUCCCAUGGCCGACAUCUUCAGGGCGGGGAUCGAUGACGACUACUUUCUUCCGGGUAAGAGCAAGAUUGAAGGUGACAGCAUAUCACUAGUUAGAUGGUGGCACGAUUACGGAGCCGUCAUAAAUUUCUUGGACGAAAGAGUGGCAAAUUCUCACAAACAAGCACUGACUCAUUUCGUGAGUAAUUACGGACUGUCUUCGCUGAAGUUUGACGCGGGGGAGGUGACUUACCUCCCAAAGUGCGUCUACACGCAAAACGUCGAAGACCCCGCUGCAUUUACUACCGCCUACGCCGCAUUCGUGGGUAACUUUUCGACCGGCGUCACUCCGCGCUCUGAAGUGAGGGUCGGCUAUUUCUCCCAAGAGCAGCCAAUGUGGGUGAGAAUGCUGGACCGAUCUUCGACGUGGGGCGUGAGCAACGGGUUAAAAUCCGUUCUCACGGCGGCUCUAACGUUUGGGAUAGCCGGUUAUCCAUUUGUACUGCCCGACAUGAUUGGAGGAAACGGGGACGACCCAGCUAAUUUCGGAGAAGUUUAUGUGCCUGAUCCAACCCUCUUUGUUCGCUGGAUGCAACUAAACGCCUUCCUGCCUGUCAUGCAGUUUUCUAUACCUCCGUUCCACGAGAAUUUUACAGACCUUGUUGAGGGUGUCAACGUCACGCAGCAUGCUCUCGAACUCACAGAGCUGCACAGAAGUCUGGCCGACACUUUUUAUAACUUGUCCCUCGAGUCUGUUUGUACGGGUUACCCCAUUAUUCGCCCGAUGUGGUGGAUUGACUCCGGUGGCCUGCUAGUCGAUGAUCAAUUCCUCAUUGGAGAUGACAUCAUGAUUGCCCCGAUUCUAGAAAGUUCCGCCACUUCCCGCUGCGUCUACUUCCCUCCUGACACUCGGUGGACGCGAUACCACGACAACAAGAACACCACUUAUCCUGGUGGUUGUCAGAAUGCGUGUGAACGCGGCUGCCAGUUUGAUGACGUCACUUUGUCAAAGUUUCUGUAUUUCAAGAGAUUUUUUUAG